GUAAAUUAUAAAAACGUUUCAGAAGUGAGCAAAGGUCACGGCUGUCGGCUCUGCUUAUCAGUCCCUGUAGCGCCGGGUGGUGGGGAAACUCCCCAGGAAUGCCUUUUCAGUGAGGUUGGCUUCAGCAGAUCUGCUUAGACUGCCUUGUACUUUAGACUGUCCUGCUUUCAAGCUGACCUGUGGGAGAGCCUUGCACAGAGUAGGACCCCUGAUCUGGCUGUGCCUAGUCUUGGGCAGAAGAGAGGACUCCCUCCACCUUGCUCUCUGGGAUCCUUCUAGCUGGAGAUGUCGACACCUGAAUCCAGGACUAUCCGAAUGCAAAACUUGAGCUCUUCUGCUGAGCUAUGGAGCUGUGGAAGAAAAACUGACAAUUUAAUGGUGCAUGAUGCAGUAAUAAAGAUGCUUGUGUGGUGGGGCUUAAUCCGUUAAAGAGGAGAAAAGAGCGUUGAAGUUAUCAGCAUUCAGACGGCAAGACAGGGGCUUAUGUAUAUGCAAAGCCUCAGAGAGGCUGAAGAAGUUUACUGACGGUAUUGCAGAAGGAUUCUGACAGGCCCCUCACAUCUUUGGCAGAGUUGUGGCUUGAAACCUUCUAAAGAGCUGGAUUCCGAGAUGCAUUAGUGUUUAGAGGCCUCCUUUGACUUAAGGUAUGAUGUGAAUAUGCGUUGCUUGGCGGCUCGGGUCAACUAUAAGACUUUGAUCGUCAUCUGCAUUCUCUUCACCCUGGUCACGGUCCUGCUGUGGAAUCGAUGCUCCAGCGGCAGAGCAGCGCCCUUCCUGCGUAACCCGGGCAGUGCCUUCCGAGCCGACGGGUUAGAAAAGCGGGCAGCCGCUGCCUCGGAGAGCAACAACGAUGUGAACGGCCCGGCCAAGCAGCAGAGCGAGGAAGCGUCUCCUCAGGAGCAGCAGAAGGCACCCCCGGUGGUCGGCGGCUUCCACGGGAACAAGAUCCUGGGGCUCAAGUACGAAGAGAUUGACUGUCUGAUCAACGAUGAGCACACCCUCAAAGGCCGGAGGGAAGGGAACGAGGUCUUCCUGCCGUUCUCCUGGGUGGAGAAGUACUUUGACGUCUAUGGGAAGAUCGCCCAGUACGAUGGCUACGACCGGUUUGAGUUCUCCCACAGCUACUCCAAGGUGUAUGCUCAGAGAGCGCCUUACCACCCGGAUGGCGUCUUCAUGUCCUUCGAGGGCUACAAUGUGGAGGUCCGGGACAGAGUGAAGUGCAUCAGUGGCGUGGAAGGUGUGCCGCUCUCCACGCAGUGGGGGCCACAAGGCUAUUUCUACCCCAUCCAGAUUGCCCAGUAUGGGCUCAGCCAUUACAGCAAGAAUCUGACCGAGAAAACGCCCCACGUCGAGGUGUACGAAACGGCCGAGGAGAGGGACCAGGGCAGCCGGCCGGGGGAGUGGGCCGUCCCCAAAGGCUGCUCCGUCACGACUGUGCCCGAGGCGUCCAAGUCCACGAACGUCAAGCACUUUGUUGUUCCAGAAAAUUCGGAGGGGGCAUCUUUGCAGCUGGGGAAUGCAAGGGACUUCAUUAUUUCCUUCGACCUCAAAUUGGUCACCAACGGGAGUGUUUCAGUGGUCCUCGAGACGACGGAGAAGAACCAGCUCUUUACGGUACACUACGUCUCAAACACUCAGUUGAUAGCUUUUAAGGAGAGAGACAUUUCCUAUGGCAUCGGGGCCAGAACUAGUUGGAGCACCCUCACGCGGGACCUUGUCACGGACCUGAGGAAGGGAGUUGGUCUCUCCAACACGAAAGCCGUCAAGCAGACCAAAAUCAUGCCCAAGAGAGUGGUGAGGUUGGUGGUGAAGGGGAAGGGGUUCCUGGACAAUGUCACCAUCUCCACCACAGCCCACAUGGCAGCUUUUUUUGCCGCCAGUGAUUGGCUGGUGAGGAACCAGGACGAAAGGGGUGGGUGGCCAAUCAUGGUGACUCGGAAACUGGGGGAGGGCUUUAGGUCUUUGGACCCAGGCUGGUACUCGGCCAUGGCGCAAGGGCAGGCCAUUUCAACGCUGGUCAGAGCCUACCUGCUGACAAAAGACCACGGCUUUCUCAAUUCAGCCCUGCGGGCAACAGCUCCCUACAAGCUUCUGUCGGAGCAACACGGAGUGAAGGCCAUCUUUAUGGGCAAGCACGACUGGUACGAGGAAUACCCAACGUCCCCCAGCUCCUUUGUGUUGAACGGAUUCAUGUACUCUUUAAUUGGAUUGUAUGACUUAAAAGAGACGGCGGGUGAGAAGCUAGGGAAAGAGGCCAAACUGCUCUAUGACCGGGGCAUGGAGUCCCUGAAAGCGAUGCUUCCGCUCUACGAUACGGGCUCGGGAACGAUCUAUGACCUUCGGCACUUCCUGCUUGGGGCAGCUCCGAACUUGGCCCGGUGGGACUACCACACCACCCACAUCAACCAGCUCCAGCUCCUAAGUACUAUCGAUGACUCUCCUAUAUUCAAAGAGUUUGUUAAGAGGUGGAAGAGCUACCUUAAAGGCGGCCGGGCAAAGCACAACUAAGCAGAGCUGACAGCCCAAAUGGCGUGUCCCCGCUCUCUGCUGUGCUCAGGAGUUGGUACCUCCUUAAAGCCAAGCAAAGGGACUUCUGGAAAGUGGCGAGGGCACUCUCUGGGGAGGCUUCCAUUCUGGAUGGACUCUGAAAAGUGGCCCUCAAUGCCCCCGUCGUCUUUAAAACUGCCUUCCAGUGGCUGGAUACUCCAGAGUAGGGAGGUGAGAGUACAAGGCUGCAUCCAACGGAAGGGCACAGUCCAAGCUUAGUGAACUGACCGACUUAUCCUCGGUGAUCCGUAAUGGCCAGGAGUGGCUUGUCCUAAUGUCCUGGGAAGCAGAGGCAGCUGUGCCUCCCUUGGUGUGGCGCCCCCCCCCCAGCCCAUUAGGACGAGCCGCGGCUGCUAAUGACAUGUACACUACAGUACAAUAUGUGUGUACCUGUCUGUGUUCCCCUUUUUAGGAAAAAAUAAUUCCAGGAGCCUUGCUGGUAUUUGUAGUCCAGCGUUUGGCUGAAAAAAUUAGAAUAUGGCUUUGUUUAAAAAAGAAAAAAGGGAAAUUGAACUUUCCUACAUUUGAGGUGGAAAAUAUUGUGUCCUAGAGAGUGGAUCAUCUCUUUAAAAGAAAAAAUAGUUUUUCAUAAUUCCCAACCCCCCACCCCACCCCACCCCCAGCCAUGGGUUGGAAAGUUCUGAGCUGUUGGUUUAAAAUUCUUCAUCUUGAGAAAGACUUUCCAUGUUGGUGUUUUUUUCAAGACAGAUGGGGAAAUGGUGCUGCCCCUGAAGGGAGGGAGGAUUUGCCAGACGGCUCGGCGAAAGCCCCCUGGGCCGGGUGGGUUGCAGGAGGGGCCCGCUCCCUGUGCCUUUGGGCAACUCCCCACUUCUUCGCCUUCGCAGGUUUGGGGGCAGUGGCCCACUGGCAGCUCUGAGCCUCUUGUUCUUUAAGCACAACUACACGGGGGACCAGUGGACUGCACAAACACGCGGCCAUCUUGCCUAGAACGGGUGCCGCGGCCACAUUCUGAAGCGUCCGCUGCUCCUCCCCACUUCAUGCUUGAGAUCUCCGUUCUAGUGGGAGUAGAUGGUUCUUGUUCUCUGUCUCACUGGAUUUCUUCUUACACCACUUGGUUCCUUCGGCCUGUGUCAUCUGUUGCGCUGGGCCCCAGUUAUCUGGCGGCGGUGGGGAGGGGAACCCUUGGUUUUUCCAAGUAGAGUGGCAAUGGUGAGGUCUUCCUGCAGUGAUUUUGCUGUGAAACUGCUCCAUCAUUAUUUAUUUUUUGGAAAGCCAAUCGAGCGUUUGUAGAUUACUGUUUUUCCUCGGCUUCCCACUAGCUAUCCAGCUCCAUGGCACCAGCUUCUUCGUAGAUGGGGUUGUUGCCCCAAUAAAGACUGGUCGGUGGGUGGUCAGUUGUGUAAGAGGAGCAGAUCUCUGCUGCUCCCCUCCAUCGCAGUCAAUGCCCCUGUCUCGGAGGGCAGACACUCGCGGUACGGUCCUCUCUGACUCCGCUCCUCUCUGCUCCAGGCUGUUCAUGGAGCUUCUGCUGACGGGAGAACCUGGGGGUGGGGGUUUGCUCAGAGGGGAAUUCGCAGCUGCCUGCAGUCUCCUCCUCCAGCCUCUCUGGUUAGGAGGCACAUCCUGCAUUUGGCAGGCCUCUCUGGGUUUUCCAGUUGCUGAGAAGCAGGAGGCCGGAGAGCUCUAAGCCGGCGGGUGUGCAGGUUCUGAUGUCUGGAGAUGUCUGAGGAGUUGGAAGGGGCCCUUCCCCACCAGGCUCCCAUCGAGAGGGGUGCCUUCCUGACCUGCAGAAGCCGCCUCUUCUGUCCAGCACACUUGUCCAUGGUCAAUAUUUUGGCAAGUGCUUCACCAGGAGUCAUGAGCAGUUCAUCACCCUCUUUAAAUAGUAUGGCACUUUUUGAGCAUGAAAUCCUGAACACUAAAUGCAUUGAGUAUAUCUUCUGGGUCCCCCCUCCCCACUUUUUUUCUUCUUCUCACCUUGCAACAUGCAGAAUCUCUGCAGGCUGCACUUCCACAGUCAUGUGGGCAAACACUUGAGACCUCCGUGUCCAAAGGUGUUAGGACUGCAUCACCCGUAUCUCUCUCUGGAGGAGGGCAAGGUCACCUUUGGAGCAGCUGUCAAAAGGUUUCCCAGCUUCCUUCUUUCUCCACAGUAUAUGUGCUCCGUUUCUACUUUAUGCUUCCAUGCCAAGCUGAGAGGAGGUUUUUAGGUCUUUGAGAGGGGCGGGGGGAAUAAUCCAGCUGUAGGGCCUAGUCCAGUAGAGGUUUGGGGAAACAUCUGGAAUUCCCAGAGAGCAGCUGCACCUUCUUAGAAGCAACUGCCAUGUUGCCUCCUUGACUCACGUUCCCUUCCAGCCAAGAGGGACUUUGUGCCUUUCCUGAGUAAUAUGGCCUUGCAGCCUUCAGUGCUUCUGUACUUGGUUUGUGAAUGGAUUGGUGUUGGGGGGAAUGGGAAAACAGGCACGACAGAGAGGAAGUUAGUGGCAUCUGCAUAAGCAGGUCAGAUUCAGGGGGAUGCAGCAGCCUAAACACCCAGCCAUCUUUGAGGGUGUCACUGUUUCCUCCUUUUGUAAUUGGCUGGCAUAGCGAAGGGGGGGUCUAAGGAGCCACAGAUUGCUGGAGCUGGCAGGUGUGUCUGUUGUUAAGCCUUGGAAGUGCAUCCUUGCCAAUGAUACCAAAGUGGUUUCGCAAAGAGAUUUUAAACAGCGCUUCCUCCUGAGCCACUGAUGGCUUGUGUUGGAGCAGGACCCGAGUUGUGUGGCAAAUUGUGGACAAAUUGUGGAUGUGGAGCAGCCGGUACAAAGUUGUUGAAGUGUGGUGUUUGGGUUUGUUUGUUUUUGUUUGCUUUUGCAAACUUUGCAUUGGUGAUGCGUUAGUGCCUUAACCAUGUGGCCAUAACUUCCCAUUGUUUCUGUUGAAAAGUGAUAUAUAAAUAACAUCGAAGUCUGAAAUCGGCAGAGAAGUGGCAUUGAGCAUUCUGUGACUAUAAUACCUCAUGCUGGCAUUCUGAGGGCUUCCAGGCUUGCAGAUUUGGCCUCAGUUGGCACACGGAACAAAUGAGUAUUUGGAAAAACUGCCAUCUCCAGUGGUGGGUGCAGCCACACUUUCCCAGGACUGUCCCUCAGCAGCUGCUCCUAGGGGGUUGUGUGUGCCCGUGAUCAUCUGCAGUCACAGUGACCAGUGAAGAGAGUGACUGGUGGGUCCUGGUGAUCAGAAGGGAAGCAGCCGGCUCUGGAGCAGCCUUGGUGGGGUCCUCUGAGGAGCAAGGGUCUCAUCCCUUUCUCUCCAAUGCUGCUUCUGUGCGGAGCCUGUGCAGACAUGAUGUUCUGUGCGUGGCUCGAAGGAGGGGAGCAGGCUGCUGCCUUGGGUGGCCCACCCCCAUUGUUUUUGGAACAGACUAUGGGGCACAGAUGUUGCCGGUAACUGUGGUCAAAUUCAAACACAAGUUUGAAGCAGGUUUGCAAACCUGGCUUAAAGAUGGCCAUGAUCUGCAUUGACUUUGGUGCAAGCCUAACGCCGUGCCAUGGUCGGCUCCAAAAAGGGAAAGGGAUGGAGGAGGAGGAGGAGCCAGAUGCCGGGUCUGCACUAGGCCGUGGGGUUAGCUUUUCUCCCUUUGUGUGCAGAUGUAUGGCCGAGCUGUGGGCAAGGGUGGAAUUCCAAGGGGAUAAAAUCACGUUGACUGUUGCAAGUUCUUCAUUUUGAAAUGAAGGGGGCUGGGGAGAGAGUUGGGAUAGAAGAGGACAUGCGAUGACAUGGGUGCCGAAUUACUGGAAUUCAGAGAGCUAAACUGAUGGAUGCCUUUAUGUUCCUUUUUGUUUGCAUUCCUGUGUGCAAAUGUUGUCGCCUCGCAAGCCACACGGUGCAUGUUGGGGGACGCAGAGCAGUGGCGCCCAAGCACAACCGUCGUGAGCAGCUGUGCCAGGUCUCUCCCCCCCCCCGUUUCCCUUUGGACCCUUUCACCAAAGGCUGCUGUUCCACCCACCUUGCAGUCGUCCUUUCCCCUUCCUCUUCCCCGCCCCUUUUACAUGUGGGAUUUACACCAUGUGUUUAAAUAUGCAAUAAAUUGUUUACAGGCCGCCCUUGGGAGGGCGCGGAGUCCUUUGUAAAUCUGUACAGACUUUGUGGUUUAAGCACAAUGUGCAACCGGCUCGUUUUCUACACAGCCAGACAUGAUUUUUUGCAGUGGGAAUGGUCCUAUUAUGUUUAUAUAUACAUAUAUAAAUAUAUAAAUAUAUAUAUUAAAAAGUAAGCAGAUCGACAUUUGUGCUUCACGUAAAGCUGCUUUAUAAAAUAAAGUUUUUAAUCUUAA
Hemicordylus capensis (graceful crag lizard) is the source of this 6817-nucleotide messenger RNA. It is a transcript of the gene GLCE, whose product is annotated as glucuronic acid epimerase. The coding region runs from base 658 to 2508 and encodes 616 amino acids. Gene Ontology annotation, cellular component: Golgi apparatus. Gene Ontology annotation, biological process: heparan sulfate proteoglycan biosynthetic process. NCBI's taxonomy places the organism in Eukaryota, Metazoa, Chordata, Lepidosauria, Squamata, Cordylidae. The record is from RefSeq and is a predicted model, not a curated record. The transcript is spliced from 6 exons. Gene Ontology annotation, molecular function: heparosan-N-sulfate-glucuronate 5-epimerase activity.